Plasmopara halstedii is the source of this 1662-nucleotide messenger RNA. Its product is annotated as atp-binding cassette sub-family b member mitochondrial. Lineage: Eukaryota; Oomycota; Peronosporomycetes; Peronosporales; Peronosporaceae. The coding region runs from base 1 to 1662 and encodes 553 amino acids. The transcript has a single exon. Gene Ontology annotation, biological process: transmembrane transport. The record is from RefSeq and is a predicted model, not a curated record. Gene Ontology annotation, cellular component: membrane. Gene Ontology annotation, molecular function: ATP hydrolysis activity; ABC-type oligopeptide transporter activity; ATP binding.
AUGUGUGUGCCAUUUGGAAUGGGCAAAGUGAUCGACAUUGUGUCUAUUGGUUCAGCUGGUGCUAUGCCUCUUCCUACAGUUGUGUCGCUAUUAGGUGGACUCUUUGCAGUUGGUUCAAUCGCCAACAUUAUUCGUGUAGACACUAGCAACAUGAUUGGAGAGCGCAUAACGAAUCGACUGCGACAAGACACAUAUGCAUCAAUAUUGAAGCAAGAACUGGGUUUCUUCGAUUCGUCCAGGACAGGGGAAUUGCUCAAUCGGUUAAGUGCAGACACGACGUUGAUUGGAAAAGUGCUAAGCGAUAAUGUAGCGAGCGGACUACGUAGCACUGGGCAAGCUUUUGGCAGCAUCACCAUGAUCGUUGUCACAUGUCCAAAACUAGCAAUGAUCAUGUUAUCUGUCGUACCACCCAUAGCACUUGGUGCGAUGAGUUAUGGUCGAUAUGUGAAAAAACUUACAACCCAAGUACAGACAGAACUGAGUACAGCUACAGAAGUGGCUGAAGAAAAACUUGGCAAUAUGCGAGUCGUGCGCUGGUUUUCAAAAGAAGCGCAUGAAGUGGAAACUUAUCGAAAAAAAAUCGACCAAGUUUUGGAUUUGGCUCGAAAACGUUCCUUAGCAAGUGCCACCUUUUUUGGUGGAGUGGAUCUUGGUGUUAAAAUGUGUAUGCUUGGUGUUCUUGGAUACGGAGGGCAAAUGGUUACUGAUGGGCUUCUUACAAGUGGUGAGCUCACGUCUUUUUUGUUGUACACACUGUACGUUGGGUUCUCCUUUGCAGGUUUGUCGUCAUUUUAUGCUGAAUUAAUGAAAGGUCUUGGAGCGUCUUCUCGUGUGUUCGAGCUUCUCAAUCGUCAACCAAAGACACGAGUUCCUAAAAACGGUUAUUCGUCUUUGCCAGUGCCAUUCACGGGUCAUAUUCAGUUCCAAGAUGUUGCAUUUGCAUAUCCUACUCGUACUGACUCGUUAAUUUUCAGUCAUAUGAACUUGGAAGUUCGUCCAAAUGAAACACUAGCGCUUGUGGGUCCGAGUGGCUGUGGCAAGUCGUCAGUAACAUCGCUCCUUGCUCGAUUUUACGAGUUAGACGGACCAAACUGCCGCGGAAAGAUUCUGCUUGAUGGUGUAGAUAUUGCGACGCUAGACCCGACAAAAUUGCGUGAACUGAUGGGAGCUGUUCCGCAAGAGCCGCCGUUGUUUGCGUGUUCUAUACGGGACAAUAUUGCUUAUGGCUGCUCUGAUAGUCAAAAUGUGACCCUCGAAAGUGUGAUUAACGCUGCAAAAGCUGCCAAUGCACAUGACUUCAUUAUGGCAUUUCCAGAUGGUUACGACACGAUUGUCGGUGAGCGUGGUCAGGCACUUUCGGGCGGCCAGAAACAGCGCGUAGCCAUUGCACGUGCACUCGUGAAACGUCCAAAGAUAUUAAUUAUGGAUGAAGCCACUUCAGCACUGGACCCUGAAAGCGAGCGCUUAGUACAGGAUGCCGUAAAUCGCGCGAAGCAAGGACGAACUCUUAUAUUGAUGGCUCACCGACUAUCUACCAUCAAAAGUGCUGACCGAAUCGUCGUCAUUUCGAACGGCCAAGUAGUAGAGCAGGGUACCUUUGAUGAACUCUCUUGUCGAAAGGGCAGUACGUUUGCUAAGGUAAUUCUAAGUGGACAAAUGUAA